Molecule: messenger RNA, 1144 nt
Organism: Eutrema salsugineum
Lineage: Eukaryota; Viridiplantae; Streptophyta; Magnoliopsida; Brassicales; Brassicaceae
Product: LOB domain-containing protein 39
Exons: 2
Coding region: 248-988 (246 amino acids)
Biological process (GO): regulation of gene expression
Source: RefSeq, a predicted model, not a curated record
AAAUCCAAUCUAGCCUCUCUCCUCUUCUUAAAACUUGUUUCUUCUUUCUCUCCUCACCCUCUAAUUUCUACCAAAUCAGAUCAAAACCUGUGUUUCUUUCUCCCAAAUACGAAUUAAAUUUUGAAAACACUUCAUUACUCGACCCUUUUUUGUUUUUGUUUUAACAUACAGAGUUUCCCAAUAUAUUGGAUAUUUUCUCAUUUCUGAAAUUGGAUUAUUAAUUUUUUUUCCCGAGUGUGGAAGAAAUAUGAGUUGCAAUGGAUGUAGAGUUCUUAGAAAAGGAUGCAGCGAAACAUGCAUCCUUCGUCCUUGCCUUCAAUGGAUCGAAUCCGCCGAGUCGCAAGGCCACGCCACCGUCUUCGUCGCUAAAUUCUUCGGCCGUGCCGGUCUCAUGUCUUUCAUCUCCGCCGUCCCUGAACUAAACCGCCCUGCUUUGUUUCAGUCUUUGUUGUUUGAAGCGUGUGGGAGGACGGUGAAUCCGGUUAACGGAGCGGUUGGGAUGUUAUGGACCGGGAACUGGCACGUGUGUCAAGCGGCGGUUGAAACUGUUCUUCGCGGCGGGACUUUACGACCGAUGUCAGAUCUCCUCGAAUCUCCGUCGUUGAUCUCCUCCGAUGACUCUUCCGAGAUGAUCUGCACCGAUAUUCGGCGAGACGUUUCCCGGAACAACCAAAACCACCAUUGCCGCUUCUCAUCAUCCAGAUCUAAGCUAAAUACGACGGAGAUUGAACCGGUUGAUCGGAAACGAGUGAAAACCGAUCGGUAUGGUUCGGAUCUGGAUCUCCAGUUGAACCACGGGUUAGCUCUAACCUUUCCGGCUAUACCGGUUCCUUUUAUUCCUCCGCUACCGUUUUCUAAGGCGGGUAACGGUGAUGGUCCGGGAAGUCCAUCGGAGGAAUCAGUUACGACGUCGUGUUGGGAAAAUGGACUCAAUGGCGAUACAUACAGAAACAAAAGAGAGACAAAGUUAUUAAACCUUUUUGUUUAAAACCGACGACGCAAAACUCAGUUUUUGAGGUUCCUCUUUUUAGGGUUUUUUUUUUUUUGUUGUUGUAGUGACGGGAAGUGGAUUUUUUAGUGAAGCCGCAUAAUUAUUGGCUACUUAAGGACUUCUCUCUAUCUAGAAAAUAUGAUAAUUUUUGGU